Messenger RNA from Ostreococcus lucimarinus CCE9901, 648 nucleotides. RefSeq names its product ERD2-like protein (gene Erd2). The record is from RefSeq and is a predicted model, not a curated record. The transcript has 3 exons. Lineage: Eukaryota; Viridiplantae; Chlorophyta; Mamiellophyceae; Mamiellales; Bathycoccaceae. Gene Ontology annotation, biological process: endoplasmic reticulum to Golgi vesicle-mediated transport; protein retention in ER lumen. Gene Ontology annotation, molecular function: ER lumen protein retrieval receptor activity. The coding region runs from base 1 to 648 and encodes 215 amino acids. Gene Ontology annotation, cellular component: membrane; cis-Golgi network; endoplasmic reticulum.
AUGAACAUUUUUCGGUUCGCCGGUGACAUGACGCACCUGUGUAGCAUAGUCGUUCUUCUGUUGAAAAUAGAGGCGACGAAAUCGUGUGCUGGAGUUUCGUUGAGGACUCAGGAACUAUACGCCGUCGUUUUCGUGAGUAGGUACUUGGAUUUGUUUUUCACUUUCAUCUCAGUGUACAACACUGUUAUGAAAGUCUUCUUUAUUACCAGCAGCUUCUGUAUAAUAUGGUACAUGCGGCAUCAUAGGAUAGUAUCACAGACGUAUGAUCGUGAACAGGACACAUUUCGUGUCGCAUUUCUCGUUGUACCGUGCAUUUUCCUUGCACUGCUGGUCAACCACGAAUUCUCCAUGGUGGAAGUGUUGUGGACUUUUUCAAUUUACUUGGAAUCGGUCGCGAUCUUACCGCAGCUCAUCUUGCUGCAGCGGACAUUUAAUGUUGAUACACUGACCAGCAACUAUGUCUUCUUGUUGGGCGCAUAUCGCGCCUUGUACAUAUUAAACUGGCUGUAUCGGUAUUUUACAGAGCCGGGAUAUUCACAGUGGAUAGUCUGGAGCAGUGGAACUUUGCAAACUGCGAUUUAUUGCGACUUUUUCUACUACUAUGUCGUGAGUUGGCGAAAAAAUGAACGCCUGUCGCUACCUAGUUGA